AUGCCUCCAAAGACCCUCCAAGGCAAUCGCCUUGUCUACUUGCUGCCUCUGACCGACUAUGGCGCUCCUGAUGUUCCGAACCAGUACAUCUACUUGCCCGCUCCCACCGAGCCGCCAUAUCACCUGCGCUUCGCCAUCGAGGGGACCAGCUCCAUAUGCAGACAAGGUAGCUUGUGGAUUAACAUUCCAGCACCAGGAGAGCAAUUCGAAAGGUCGAAAUAUAGAGAAUAUAAGCUGAAGCCUGACUUCAAUCGUACCCUACACAUAGACAUUCCCAUCACCACCGCCGGCGCCUUCAGCUACUAUACCACCUACUCUCCCCUCCCAGAUUUCUCCCUCGAACCGAUCGCCACUCCCGAGCCCACGAAGACUCCCACCUACUAUAUCGAUGUCGAACCGAAUCUUACUCUUAAUGGCAGCAAGCUACCCCUGGAUGCAUUGUCAAUCUUGUCUGUGGUCUCCAAAUUCAUGGGCAAGUACCCAGAUGACUGGGAAGGACACUUGCGCGGAAUCAGUGGGCGAGGUUACAACAUGGUUCACUUCACGCCUCUGCAACAACGAGGAGAGUCCAACUCACCUUACAGCUUAUUCGACCAACUCGAGUGGGACCAUGAACUCUUCCCGGGAGGUGAAUCAGAGGUUGCGAAACUGAUCCAAACAAUGGAAGAUGAUUAUGGCAUGCUGGGGUUGACAGACGUUGUCUUCAAUCACACUGCCAACAACAGCAAGUGGCUGGAAGAGCACCCGGAGGCUGGCUACAACGUUGAUACCGCGCCCUGGCUUGAGUCCGCGCUCGAACUGGAUGACGCGUUGUUGGAAUACAGCAAUAACUUGGAGAGUCUAGGCCUGCCUACGCUCAUCAAGACUGGCGAUGACCUGACCAAGAUUAUCGACGGCGUCAAGACACAUGUCAUCUCCAAGAUCAAGCUUUGGGAAUAUUUUGCCUGCGACGUAGAAGCAAACGUCACUGCUGUCUUAGCGGCUUGGAAGAAAGGAAACAACAAGCCUCCGUCUGGAGGCUUCGAUGGCUCGCUUGGUGGCGGUCUCGACACGGUCAAAGGCUGGUCGCUGUUCCAGAAAGCGGACUUUCUCAAAAACAAGGGCCUGCUUAACGGACUUCGUAUCGAUGGCAGGUACUCGAGAAAGGCCGACCCACCUGUUGCUGCUGCAUUGUUGACAGCCUUAUAUGGACGACCAGAAGAUGCUAACGCUGACGAAGUUGCUCAAGCGGCCAAAGAUAUUUUCAAUGAGCUCAACCUACCAUUCUACCGGGAAUACGAUGAAGAUGUCGCAGCCAUUUUGGACCAAGUCAAAGGUCGCAUCCAGUACAUGCGUUUGGAUUCCAACGGCCCCCAAUUGGGACCUGUUUCAAAGGACAACCCACUGAUCGAGACAUACUUCGCAAGGCUCCCUUUGAACGAGACUACCAAGAAGCACAACCCCAAGGCGCUUGCUCUUGCUGUCAAUGGUUGGAUUUGGGCAGCGGAUGCGAUGAAGGACAAUGCUGGUCCCGAUUGGCGCCCAUACCUGAGACGAGAGCUUAUCCCAUGGAGCGAUUGUGUUAAGCUCCGUUAUGGUAGCAGCCCCGAGGACAAUCCUUUCUUGUGGGAGCAUAUGGCCAAAUAUGUGCGAGUGAUGGCGAAAUACUUCACUGCAUUCCGCAUCGACAAUUGCCAUUCCACGCCAAUCCAUGUUGCUCAAUAUAUGCUUGACGAAGCACGAAAGGUCCGAUCUGACUUGGCCGUCUUUGCCGAGCUCUUUACAAACAAUGAGCAAACUGAUUUUGAGUUCAUCAAGCGACUUGGCUUGAGUGCGUUGAUUCGGGAAGCCAUGCAGUCUUGGAGCACCCAGGAGCUGAGCCGAAUCGUCCACCGUCAUUGUGGUAGACCUAUUGGCAGCUUCGAUAUCGAUGUAGCGAAGAGUGCCAAGAAGAGCAUGACCAAUGGAGCCGCACAGACGAACGGUCUGAGCACGAGAGAAAUCGUGAAGCGUGUUCGGGAAAGCCCUGUGCAUGCCUUGUUCAUGGACUGCACUCAUGAUAACGAGAUGCCUGCUCAGAAACGAGAUGCUCGCGAUACCUUGCCCAAUGCCGCCCUUGUCAAUAUGUGCGGCUGCGCUACAGGUAGCGUGAUGGGAUACGAUGAGAUCUACCCUAAGCUAGUCGAGAUCGUCCAUGAGACACGGCUCUACCAGUCCAUAAACUCUGAAGGCGAAGUCCAAACCGGUCCUGGUGAGGGUGGCAUCGGCGGUCUCAAGAAGCUCUUCAACCAAAUCCAUACCAUGAUGGGCAAGGACGGCUAUGAUGAGACGUUCUUGCAUCACGAAGGCGAGCUCAUCACCCUGCAUCGAGUCCAUCCUGACUCGCGAAAGGGCUACUUCUUGAUCGCCCACACCGCUUUCCCUGGCUACGGAAAUGGUAACGGCGGCCUGACUCCUGUCCAUCUGGCUGGCACCAAAGCUCGUCUCAUUGGCGCUUGGACACUCGAGGUAGACCAAAGCGACGAGGCCAAGAAGACUGCGCUCGCUGACGAGAAGUAUCUCGUCGGUCUCCCCGCCCGCACCAAGAGCAUCAAGAGUAUGAAAUUGGAUACUUCCGGCGGAGACACAACCAUCACUACCCCUGAGUACUUCCCGCCUGGUUCCGUCGCUCUCUUCGAAACGUGGCUCCCCUCGGCUGAACAUUCUUCUGGCUUGAAUACAUACCUUUCGAGUGGUGCUGACGAAGCAUUUGGUGAGCUUGACCUCAUCGACCUCAACUUCACUCUGUAUCGUUGCGAUGCUGAGGAGCGAGACUCGUCUGGCGGACAGGAUGGCGCAUACGCGAUUCCAGACUAUGGAUCUCUUGUUUAUGCCGGCCUACAGGGUUGGUGGAGCGUGCUUGAACCCAUUGUUCGGGAGAACAAUCUCGGACAUGCACUCUGCAACCACCUCCGGCAGGGACCUUGGGCGAUGGACUUUAUUGUCGGACGAAUGGAGCGAAUUUGUCAACAAUCGGGGUAUGAGAAGCUGCAUAAGCCUGCACAGUGGCUCAAGGAGCGCUUUGAUGCGGUUCGCGACAUUCCCAGUUUUCUUCUGCCUCGGUACUUUGCCAUUAUUGUUGAGGUUGCGUACAGUGCUGCUUGGAACCGUGGUCUACAGUUGAUGAGCGACAGUGUCCAGCGUGGGCAGCCGUUCAUCCAGAAUCUAGCCAUGGUUAGCGUCCAACAGACUGGUCUUGUCAAAUCAGCUUCGCUGUGGCCGAGUAAGUUGGUGCCCAGUCUCGCAGCCGGAUUGCCUCACUUUGCCGUCGAGUGGGCGAGGUGCUGGGGACGAGACGUCUUCAUUUCCCUACGAGGGCUGUUUCUCUGCACUGGGCGCUUUGAUGAAGCCAAGGAGCAUAUCAAGGCUUUUGGCAGCGUGGUCAAGCAUGGUCUGAUUCCCAAUCUGCUCAGCAGUGGUACUGCUCCACGGUACAACUCGCGCGAUUCGCCUUGGUUCUUCCUACAGAACAUCCAAGAUUACGCUGCGUUAGCUCCAGAAGGGCUGGCGAUUCUGAAAGAGAAAGUGCCUCGACGUUUCCUGCCCUAUGACGAUACCUGGUUCCCACAUGAUGAUCCUCGUGCUUAUUCUAAGGAAUCGACGGUCGAGGAGAUCAUUCAGGAGAUACUGCAGCGUCACGCCUCCGGCUUAUCCUUCCGUGAGUACAAUGCUGGCUCAGGUCUCGAUAUGCAGAUGUCCGACCAAGGAUUCCAGAUCGAUGUGCAUGUCGAUUGGGAAACUGGCAUCAUCUUUGGUGGCAGCCAGUACAAUUGUGGUACUUGGAUGGACAAGAUGGGAGAAAGCCCUCGUGCGGGAAGCAAGGGCGUGCCGGGCACACCGCGAGACGGAGCGGCGGUUGAGAUCACCGGUCUCAGCUACAGUGCUCUCAAAUGGGUUGCGGCGCUCAGUGAGCAAGGUAAAUAUGCCCAUGACGGUGUUGAUGCCGAGCAUGGUCAUGUGUCUUUCAAGGAGUGGGCUAGCAAGAUCAAGGCCAAUUUUGAGCGUUGCUAUUGGGUGCCUGUCGAUCCGAAGGAAGAUGCGCACGAAGUAGUCGAUCCCAAGAUUAUCAAUCGGCGGGGCAUCUACAAGGAUCUCUACAGAUCUGGGAAGCCGUACGAGGACUAUCAACUUCGGCCCAAUUUCCCCAUCGCCAUGACGGUGGCCCCGGACCUUUUCACGCCCGAUCGUGCUCUCAUUGCACUCAAGGUUGCUGACGAAGUACUUCGCGGCCCAACCGGGAUGGCUACCUUGGAUCCCUCGGAUCUCAACUACAGGCCGUACUACAACAACAGCGAGGACAGUGAGGAUUUUGCUACAUCAAAGGGCCGAAAUUACCACCAAGGACCAGAGUGGCUAUGGCCAACCGGGUUCUUCCUACGCGCCCUGCUCAAGUUCGAUUUGAUGAGACGGAAGACCGGUGCCGACAAGCUUGAAAGCUUCCAACAAGUGACAAGACGAUUGGCAGGAUGCAAGGCCGCCAUCAAGGAGAGUCCAUGGAAGGGGUUGACGGAGCUGACCAACAAAAAUGGAGAGUAUUGUGGUGAUUCAUCCCCUACCCAAGCCUGGAGUGCGGGUUGCCUCAUCGAUCUCUUUCAGGAUGCGCACGAGAUGGGGCUAGACUUUGAGAAACUCAGCAUCGAAUAG
This is a messenger RNA of Cyphellophora europaea CBS 101466, 4662 nucleotides long. Its product is annotated as glycogen debranching enzyme. Gene Ontology annotation, molecular function: amylo-alpha-1,6-glucosidase activity; 4-alpha-glucanotransferase activity. The record is from RefSeq and is a predicted model, not a curated record. The coding region runs from base 1 to 4662 and encodes 1553 amino acids. Lineage: Eukaryota; Fungi; Ascomycota; Eurotiomycetes; Chaetothyriales; Cyphellophoraceae. The transcript has 2 exons. Gene Ontology annotation, biological process: glycogen biosynthetic process; glycogen catabolic process.